Messenger RNA from Striga asiatica, 492 nucleotides. NCBI's taxonomy places the organism in Eukaryota, Viridiplantae, Streptophyta, Magnoliopsida, Lamiales, Orobanchaceae. The record is from the annotation of a GenBank genome assembly.
AUGAACGGCAUCCGCGCUAACAUCAUCCUGCGCGUGUGUUUCCGGCUUGAAACCGGCCGAUCUGGCCGCAUAAACGGCAGCCGCAAGAGCAUCCAUCUGCGCGUGUGUUGCCGGCUCGAAACCGGUCGAGGCUCUGGCCGCGUGAACGGCAGCCGCACGAGCAUCAAUCUCCCGCUACGAGGCCGGCUCGGAGUCGGAUUCGGCGGCGGAUACGGCAUUGGGUGCGGAGGCGGGGGGUUCCCCCUUGGUUUGAGCUUCGAGCAAGGGAAAGCCGGCUUUGGAGCGGGAAGUGGUUCGGCGAGUUCGUUGGUUCUCGCGCCUCGUCUUCUCUCAAAUCGAGGGAAUUCAGGAGGGCGGAUUAAUGAGAUUGUAGCAGCCUAUGAUUUUAUGAAUUCAAAUGAGAAUCUACUCAAUGUUACUGUAUGGUACACUUCUACAUACAAGAAUGACACAGACAAUCUGCCUAUUGCCUUGACACGAGUGCCUUGGUGA